UUUAAUGGUAAGCUUAUCAUUGAAUGAUAAUUACUCUCAAUAGAUGAUCUAAUUUGACUAUUAAAGGAACAAUAAAAAGUUGAAAAAUUCCUAGACAUUGCGCAAUUUGAAAAAGCCUUUUUGAAAUUGGUGUAUUUGUAUCGAACAUGUUAGGAACCACAUCACAUUUGGGCCAUAUGACCUUCAACAUGGAGCACUGUGUAAUAGGUGACAUAAAAUAAUGUUGUGCAACAUCAGUGCUAUGGAUGUUGACAGUUGUUUCUUUCCCACACCGUUUUGCAAACAUUGGUGUUCAAGCAAAGUUAUAUUUAGACUGAACAUCUCAUUGAUUCACAGUUCAAAAAGAAUCCCAAACCUUACUUAUCACUCUGACAUUGAAGCUUGAAGUGCAGAUAGAAAGUGGGUAACCAGCAAUUGAAGAGACAAGAGGAGUCACGAUGGACCAGUUCUCCCAGAUGAAAAGGGGCGCUCCACAGCUACUCCCCACCCUUGCCCUCUCCGUUCUGGCGUGUCUUAGUUUUGUCUCCCCCCUACCUACAACGGAGCCCCCACUGUUUGACGGUCAUCCUUUUGUGGGUAUUUGGAAUACCCCGACCCCUGCAUGCAAGAGGCUGCAGAUCCCACUGGACACCUGGUCCUUCAAAGCAGUGACCACGCCUGCUGCUGUUCCUGGUCAGUUCCUCACCCUGUUCUACGUCGACCGCCUGGGCCUGUACCCUCACGUUGACCCCAACAACCAUCGCCAGUUCAAUGGUGGCAUCCCCCAAAAGGGCAACCUGACGGCCCACCUGAUUAAGGCCUACGGUGACAUCAAUCAUUACAUCCCCUCUGAAACAACCCCGGGUCUGGCCGUCAUUGACUGGGAAGACUGGCGCCCCCUGUGGGACAGAAACUGGGGGUCCAAGGAUAUUUACCGUCAACUGUCGAUCGCCUAUGCUCGACAGAAGGACCCCUCUUUGUCCCCAUCACAAGCAACCACUGAGGCUAAGAAGCAGUUUCAGACUGCAGCCCGCAACUACAUGGAGGGAACCAUGAUGCUAGGUAUCAGCCAGCGGCCCAGCCAGCAAUGGGGGUUCUAUCUGUUCCCCGAUUGCUACAACUAUGGCUGGGAGAAGCCAGGCUACACUGGGCAAUGCUCCGACAAGACCAAGAGCCAGAACGACGAGCUUUUGUGGCUUUGGGAGUCCAGCACGGCUCUAUAUCCUUCAGUCUACCUGCCUGCAUCGCUGAACAACAGCGCCAACGUGGCGCUUUUCGUCCGAAACCGGGUUCAGGAGGCAGUGAGGGUGGCAGCUCUGACCAAACGCCCCUACACUGUGCCCAUCUAUGUGUACUCACGCCCACUCUACAGUGACCUAAAUAAGUUUCUCAGUAUGGAGGAUCUGAUCAGAAGUAUUGGAGAAAGUGCAGCAUUGGGGGCCUCCGGGUCAGUGCUCUGGGGGGCCAGUGCCGACUAUACUGACAAGGCUUCAUGUGAAGCAUUAUCCACAUACCUGACAUCCACCCUCAACCCAUACGUUGCUAACGUGACCGCUGCCGCCAAACUCUGUAGUGACGUCCUUUGCCAGGGCAAUGGCCGCUGUGUCAGAAAGGACUACAACUCCAAUGACUACCUGCACCUGAACCCAGACAACUUCCGCCUCCUAAAGUCCCAGCGAAAGUACGUGGCCAUCGGAAUACCCUCCUCUGCUGACCUACUCACCUUAGCAGACAAGUUCACCUGCCAGUGCUACACAGGCAGUAGCUGCUCACCCCAGAUAUCACAUCCCAUGACCCCAAUGGUUAUUCAAGUUUAGCCUCCCUGGGGGUUCACUCUUAGAAAAUCUCACGAAUCUGACAAAUGCAUUCACAGUAAGGGUACGUGUAUAUGAUUGAAGCAAAUAAUCAAGGUUCUCAUUUUUCGAUUAACAGUAUUUUUUUUGAGAAUCCUGCACUAUAGGACUGAAUCACUAAAGUAAGAAAUUACAUAUUUAUGUCAAAAUAAAAUUCUAAAAUAUUUUA
Molecule: messenger RNA, 2001 nt
Organism: Salmo salar (Atlantic salmon)
Lineage: Eukaryota; Metazoa; Chordata; Actinopteri; Salmoniformes; Salmonidae
Product: hyaluronidase-5
Biological process (GO): hyaluronan catabolic process; carbohydrate metabolic process
Cellular component (GO): acrosomal vesicle
Molecular function (GO): hyalurononglucosaminidase activity
Source: RefSeq, a predicted model, not a curated record